UCCCUAACACACACACUCUCUCUUGCCCACCCACACGACAGGUGACAGACGCACAACAUGGCAGAGAGUGACGAGAGCGUGAGGCAGCGUAUUAACCUGGCUGUGCUUGUGCUUGUGGCCUUGCCUGCGGUGGUGUGUGUGGCGGCGGUCCGGGCGUCGUGCUCGUGCGUGGUGCCAAGCGGUGGCGGCGGAGUGUUUGCCUCUCCGGCGAGCUGGCUGGUGGCGUCAGCUGGAGGAAGCGGAAGCUGGUGGCAGGAUGGACGAGCGAUGGUGAAGGCCAUGGAGGUCGUGAUCGAGCAGGCGGCAGGGUAUGCCCAGUGCACGCCUGUUGCUUCGCAUUGGAUGGGCCUGCCGCUGCCUGCGGCAACGUGCGCAGUCGCCGGGUGGCACCCGCUGCUCUUGGCCAACGUUCUCUUUGCCCUCAACGUGACGGCGGUGUUCUGGCUGGUGGGCCUUGUGCAGGGCUCGUUCUGGCUCAUUGAUCCGUACUGGUCGCUCAUUCCGCCGGCCUUCUUUGCCCUUGCCGCCCUGCAUCCUGCCGGCGAUCCUGCGCUGGCUCCGGGCGCGCCCGGCUGGUCGCGGUUUGUGGUUUGCGUGGCGCUGGUGGUGGUGUGGGCGCUCCGCCUCACGCACUCGUACUUUCGGCGCGAAGAAUGGCAGAUUGGCGCCCGCGAGGACUGGCGGUACGUGGCGAUGCGCGAGCGGUUUGGCAAGGCAUGGCCGCUGCUCUCGCUGUGGUACGUGUUUGGCGUGCAGCAUCUGCUGCUUGUGGGCAUCUCGCUGCCUAUCUUUGCGGUGGUUGGGAGCGCCGACCAGGCGUGGACGGUGAUGGACACAAUGGCGACUGCGGCGGCGGUGUGCGGGCUGCUGCUCGCGCACGUGGCGGACAACGAGCUGUACGAGUUUGUGACGACGCGCGAGAUGGGCGAGGCGCCGCUGCUGUGCACCGGCACGUGGCGGUACUCGCGGCACCCGAACCACUUUGGCGAGGGCCUAUUCUGGACGGCGCUGGGUGGUUUUGCUCUGGCCUGCGGCGCAGGGUGGAUGCUGGUCACCGUCCUGGUGGAAGAGCGGAUGAUGGCGUCGCCGGCGCGGUCACACCUCUACAAGCUCUACCAAAAGUCGACGUCGCGGCUGAUUCCGUGGUGGAAGCUCGCGUGGCACUCGCAGGGCUAG
Thecamonas trahens ATCC 50062 is the source of this 1176-nucleotide messenger RNA. RefSeq lists its product as uncharacterized. NCBI's taxonomy places the organism in Eukaryota, Apusomonadida, Apusomonadidae. Gene Ontology annotation, cellular component: membrane. The record is from RefSeq and is a predicted model, not a curated record. Bases 58 to 1176 code for a protein of 372 amino acids. The transcript has 2 exons.